UGCAUAUAUCUCCACCCCUCUUAAUCUGUUCGGUUUUUUGAAAUAAUCAAAAGGGUUUUUUGUUUUCUCAUUAUAAUCUGUGGCCAUGAUGAGUUCUUCUGGUUCUGGUUUGUUAUUGAAUGAAUCCAAUGAUUAUGAGGACGACGAAGUUGCAGAAAAAUCCUUCUGUGGUCGUUAUGUGAGGUACAAUGAAGUAUUGGACAGAGGACCACGAAACACUGUCUAUAUAGGCUUUGAUUUAGUUGAUGGAAUGGAGGUCACUUGGAACAAAGUCACUGUUGAUGAUUCGUUUCAAUCCGAGGAACACAUGCACAGAUUGAAUACGUUGCUGAAGCCAUUGAAGCACAAUAACAUCAUCAAGUCAUGCAGCUAUUGGGUGGAUCAUCAAACCAAAACCAUCAACAUGAUUUCUGAGUCAUUCACUUCUGGGAGUUUGAGGCAGUUCCACCAGAAACACAGGAAUGUCGACAUCAUCGCCAUAAAAAACUGGGCUCGACAGAUUCUUCAAGGUUUGUGCUAUCUCCAUACUCGUGAUCCGCCUAUUGUUCAUGGAGAUUUGACCUGUCAAAAUAUUUUUGUCAAUGGAAACACUGGACAAGUUAAAAUUGGGUAUAUAGGGUUACCAACUAUAAUGUUGCAACCCCCAGAGCUCCAUGAGAAACAAAUAGAAUAUAGCCCUGCUGUUGAUGUACAUUCAUUUGGAUUGUGUAUGCUCGAAUUGGUUACUUCUGAAUAUCCAUACAGUUAUAGUGAUGGCAAAACUCAAGCACUGCUUGCCAAAGUGAAGGACACACAAGUUAAGCAGUUCAUAGGCAAAUGCCUUCUUUCAGCAUCCACAAUGGAACUCUUGAAAGACCCAUUCUUUGAAAUACCUGCUUUUACAACGUUCGUCAAUGACACUCCUGAUCUGGUUUCUGUUCUGGAAUUUAAGAUAUCCAACGAGAAAAGUGAAUUCAGAUUGAGAGGGGAAAGAGCAGAUGGAAACUCCAUUUCAUUAAUGUUGCGCAUUGCUGAUAAGUGUAGUGGUCGGGCGACAAAAAUUGAGUUUGUGUUUAAUCUUGAUGCGGAUACGACUCUCUCAAUAGCUUGGGAGAUGGUGGAACAGCUUGAACUGCCGAAAGAGGAUGUGAGUUUGAUCGCGGAGUUAAUGGAUAACGUGAUCAUGAAAAUGGUGCCUUGCUGGAUGCCUUCCUCUGUUAGGUUUAGUGGUGUGAAAUUUUCAUAUGGGGAUCCAAUCCUUGUUUCUUGAUUCAAUCUAUUCAAGCAAAGUAAGUUUUGAGAAUGAAUACUGAAUGAUGUAAUUAAUACAUUGCUAUCUCUGAUUAAUACAUUGAAAUUAAAUGAUCAUUUCAGGAGCUUUCACAUUAACUCUUUGCUUACUAUAUUGGCAUCCUGUUUUUGCAAUUUCAUGAAUAUUCACCAGCCAAAAACAAAUAGCAUUAGACAUAACUAAUUUUAAAACAGCAUUUACAUUCCAUACUUCAUUGCAGUUUUUCUGUUAAUUUCUCUUGCUUGCAUGUAUAAUAGACUAAGGCGAAUUGAUAAUGUGUAAUAAAUUGUUUUAUUGAGAGAAUAUGAAUGCCCAAAUCAAU
Messenger RNA from Camellia sinensis, 1592 nucleotides. Lineage: Eukaryota; Viridiplantae; Streptophyta; Magnoliopsida; Ericales; Theaceae. The record is from RefSeq and is a predicted model, not a curated record.